AUGGAGAAUGUAAGGAAGCCCAUCAUCAAUUCCUAUCUUGUUUUGCUUUCCUUGUGUUUUUGCGCUUCUUUUCACCACACUGCUGCCAAAGGCGGCCUUUUUACCUCCCUCCGCUCAGAUUCUUUAGAUGAUAGGUAUGCUGGUUCAGGAAGACAUCUUUUUCAAGAAAAGCAGUUGUCCAAAGAAGAGCAUUUUCGUAGACUAAACAAACUAGCCGAAGGAUACAUGAGUAAUGCUGAUCUGGAGAAGGCCAUCAAGGCAUUUAACCGUAGAUGUAAUAGCAUUUCUAGAAUAUACAGUAUUGGGGAGAGUGUCUUGGGAGUUCCACUGUGGGUAAUAGAAAUUUCUGACAAGCCUGGAAAGGAUGAGCCUGAACCUUCUUUCAAGUACAUUGGAAAUGUCCACGGGGAUGAACCUGUAGGCCGCGAGCUUCUCUUGCUUCUGGCAAAUUGGCUUUGUGACAACUAUAUGAAGGACCCAUUGGCAAGUUCCUUUUUCCUUGCUAACUUAAUUGUGGACAAUAUUCACCUUCACAUAUUACCAUCCCUUAAUCCCGAUGGGUAUCAGUCAAGAAAGCGUGGGAAUGCAAACGAUGUUGACUUGAAUCGUGAUUUUCCAGACCAGUUUUUUCACAUGAAUGAUGAUCUGAGCAUGCGGCAACCUGAAACAAAAGCAAUUAUGAGUUGGUUGACAAAGAUACAUUUCACUGCAUCUGCCACUCUACAUGGGGGAGCACUUGUUGCAAAUUAUCCAUGGGAUGGAUCUGAGGAUGAAAAGAAGCAUUACUAUGCAUGCCCUGAUGACAAAACAUUCAGAUACAUGGCAAGUGUGUACAGUAAUUCUCACCAUAACAUGUCUCGGAGCAAAGAGUUUCCUGGGGGAAUAACAAAUGGUGCUCAGUGGUAUCCAAUUUAUGGUGGAAUGCAAGAUUGGAAUUAUAUUCAUGGUGGCUGUUUUGAGCUGACAUUGGAGUUGAGUGAUGACAAAUGGCCUCACGCAAGUGAGAUUCCUGAUCUUUGGGAAUACAACAAAAUGAGCAUGCUGAAUCUUGUUGCAAGUCUUGUGAAGACAGGUAUUCAUGGAAGGAUUUUCUCAUCAAAUCAAGGAAGGCCUUUACCCGCCUCAAUAGCUAUCAAUGGAAUCAAUUAUACGAUAAAAGCUGGCGAUGCCUUUGCCGAUUAUCAUCGAUUGCUUACUCCUGGGGACAAAUAUGAAGUCAUCGCAACCAUGCCCGGAUACAAGUCAAAGAGUACAAGUAUCGUAUUGGGAGAAGAAGCGAGUACAGUUGACUUCAUUCUGGAUCCAGUAGUUACCGCGAGUGAUGAUUUACUGCCUAGGGGGUGCGAUUGCAGUUACGAUAGUAAGAAGCUUAAACUCUUGACAGGGGAACAGUCGAAGUUUCUUCUCAUUUUUGUUUUCAUUUCACUUUUCCUCUGCUUUUUGAUGAAGAGGAGAGCGAUACUAAGUUUUGUAAGACAAAAACAAGGGGCAGGAGCAGGUCCAAAGCGGCCUGUUGGUGUAUGA
Messenger RNA from Oldenlandia corymbosa var. corymbosa, 1524 nucleotides. The record is from the annotation of a GenBank genome assembly. Lineage: Eukaryota; Viridiplantae; Streptophyta; Magnoliopsida; Gentianales; Rubiaceae.